Cladocopium goreaui is the source of this 3852-nucleotide messenger RNA. NCBI's taxonomy places the organism in Eukaryota, Dinophyceae, Suessiales, Symbiodiniaceae. The record is from the annotation of a GenBank genome assembly.
AUGGCUUGGGUCACAAAGAGCGAAAGGUUCAACUGGAACAAGGAGGAAGACCUAGCCGCUGCGGUUCGUGCGCCCUCACCCAGUCCAGGGCAAUACGUCUUACCCACCUCUUUCAAGGAGGAAUCUAAGAGCAGGCCAUGCUACGCGCCCUUCAAUUCCUCUUGUGGAGAAGUCCAGGGGGGUAUCUCGGGGAAGAAGGAUGAUGAUGCGUUAGGUCUGGACCCUGCGAGAUAUAGCCCCAAGCAACCAGGAGUCUACGACCACGGCUUGCCGCGGAAGCACGUGCCCUUCACCUCGGGCGCCACGCGGUGGAACGACCUGAAGCAGGACUUCCGUCCGGGUCCCGGGGACUACGCGGCCCUGUCUGCUUCGAGCUUCGCCGGCGCCGUCUCGGUGGCGUCCAAUAAGACCAUGGGCGUGCCACCUGGAGAGCAGCGGAUGAUCUUCAAAUCCACUAGUGCGCCUUCGAUGCCUCGUGAUCAUCAAUGCUAUGGCUACGAUGAGGCAGGGGACGGUCGACUGAUACGACAAGGUCGAAAGGAUGGGGUUCAACAACUGUCUGGGAAACCCGGCGACAGUGCUGGGCCUGGGCAGUACGAUGCCCACAAGUACCGGACGUUGGCCAACAGCGCCACCGGUAGCAAGAUCAGUCCGCCGCCGGCCGAGCCAGUGGUGAAGGUCUCCGAGACGCCCGGCCCUGGGCACUACGUGGCGAAGGGCAUUGCCAAUGUCGAAAACCCUCCGAAGAUCUAUUCCGCUUUCGCUUCGCAGUCUCGACGAGGGCGCACGAAGCACGAGGACAAGUACGCAGCCGAAAUGCCCGGACCCGGGCAGUACGUCCCCAGGAUCAACCGGCGGCCCAACAUGCGCGAGUUGCACCCGGAGCUUCAAUACUUCUGCAGCACUGCUGAACGCUUCAAGGAGGACGAAGCGGCGGUGGUGGCCAGCAAGCUUCCCGGACCGGGGGCAUAUGGCCUGGCUGACGUCAAGAGACAGGGAAAGAGCUUCGCCUGGCUCAAGGGCAAACGUUUCCAGGAGCCAAGCAAAAAAAAGGAGACUCAACCGGGUCCAGGGGCGUACUACGAUCAGAAGAGCGGCUGGCGCAACAGCUCCGCCUCCAUCCUGGGCGGCAGCGGAAGUUUGGCCUUCGGGAGUAUGGAGGCGCGACGUGGCAUCAGUGAUCCCAAGAAGGGCCAGGAGCCUGGGCCUGGCGCCUACUACGAUGGGGUCGAGGAAGCGUCGAGUGUCAGUGGUGCAAACCCUGGCAGGAAGCCUCGACGGAUGUUCCCACCCAGCAGCUUCUUCAGGUCUACUGUGCCCAAGGACAUCAUGGUGGCGCAGUACCAAAAGGAUGGUCAAGUCGGCCCGCCCCCGGGCGCGUACAGCCCUCGGCUCCAGCGGGAUCUGGGCAGCGUCCAGCGCCUGGCGCCGAAGGGCGAGGGGUUUGGCUCGGGAUCACAGCGGCAAGCCGAAGCUGCACCAGUCGGGCCGGGCCCUGGAUGGUACAAGGUGAAAGAUGUCACCGGCGGCAAGAUUGCCGGGACCUUCAACCGCCACGCGGUGGAUGCUGCCCCCGCCUCCGGCAAGCCCAGGGGCCUCGGCUUCGAGUCGCAAUCCAAGCGUUUUGGACCUGGCGGUCAGAAGGGCGAGGUCAGUGCCAGUCAGAUGCGUUCGGCGGUGGGGAUUCCAGGCGCUCGCCAGACGUCCCGGGCGCGCGCUCGCUCGCCGGGCGCGGUGAUCUGUGGUGGCAAAGGGCAGGGGCCAUCACAGAAGACAGCCUAUGGCUUUCAGGGUCCCGUGGGCGGCCGCAACUCGGUGAGUGGCACCGGCAGUGUCUCCCUGGCCUGUGGAAGCCGGACCUUGAAUCCCACGCGCAACAGCACUGGAAAUGUGGCGAACGCGCCCGCUGAACCCAAGACUGCAGCCGCGCCGCGUACUUCGCGGCUCAGCGUGGUGGUGCGAAAGCGGCCCAUGAACAAGCGCGAGGUGCAGACCGCGCAACAAGACGUGGUGAUGUGCAGGGAAAGCGCUGUGGUCGUGAGGGAACCGAAACUGAAGGUGGACCUCACCAAGUACGUUGAGGAGCACAAUUUCCUCUUCGACCAAGCUUUUGAUGAGAAUGUGACCAACGAGUCGCUCUACAAGAGUUGCGUGCAGCCGGUGAUUGAUGCUGUGUUCCACAAGGCAAAGUGCACUUGCUUCGCGUACGGCCAGACGGGCAGCGGCAAGACCUUCACCAUGAUGGGACCUCCCAAGCGCCAGGUGGAGAACCUGCUUCCAGAGGAAAGGAUCCCCGGAAUCUUCCUGCUGGCCUCUCAGGAUCUCUUCCGAGGGGUUGCCAGUAAGGAGUAUUCCCACUUGGGUGUUUUCAUUGCCUUCUACGAGAUCUAUUGUGGGAAGCUCUUUGACCUGCUCAACAACAGGCAGAUCCUGCAUGCGCGGGAGAAUGCCAAGGGCAACGUGGUCAUCGGAGGGCUGCAGGACCAUUGCAUUGGAAACGUGCAAGAUUUGAUGGAGGUCAUCGAAUCGGGCUUGAACAGCCGCACCACCGGCGUGACUGGUGCCAACGUCGACUCGUCGCGGUCGCACGCCAUCCUUCAGAUCAGUUUGAAGGACUUAUCUUCCAAGGAGGAGCACGGCAAGAUCAGCUUCAUUGACCUGGCUGGCAGCGAACGCGGGGCCGACACCUUGGACACGGACCGCCAGACACGUAUGGACGGUGCCGAGAUCAACAAGUCCCUGCUGGCCCUGAAGGAAUGCAUCCGUGCGCUGGACCAGCAGUUGGACCACACGCCCUUCCGAGGCUCCAAGCUGACACAGGUCCUUAAGGAUUCCUUCGUGGGUGCCAACUGCCGAACGGUGAUGAUCGCCAAUGUGUCACCCUGCAGCGGUGCCGUGGAACACUCCUUGAAUACCUUGAGGUACGCCUACCGCGUCAAGGAGCUCCGCAGCGCGCCCAGUAAGACGGUGAACGUGCCUGGAGGCACCACCCCCUCGGGCCUGGAGCGUGAGCCACUGCAGGUGUGCGCCACGCAGGGAGAUUUGGCAGUGAACAGCAGUGACAGUGAGGAUGAUGCGCAGCCACGGACCCGCGGUGCGCAGACGCCCACGGAGGCGAGCCUUGGCAGCUCCUGGAGCCAAGGGCCCCAAACCUCCCUGGGCGGUGCUGCAGCGCCGGCACGGCCGCAGUCGGCGCAGGUCGCCCCGGCGCCCUCGCUGCUGCAGAUGCAGCACAAAGAGCUGCAACAAGUGCAGGCGGCCCUGCAGAGCAGUGGCGGUCUGGUGCCCAACGGCACCAAGAGCCUUGACAAAGGCCUCGCGACGUCGCCUCAGACCGCACCAACGCCGCCCAUCAGCUUUGCUUCGCCCGGCUUCGGCGUCACGCAGGAUCCGGUGGCCGCGGCGCUACCUCUACCCGACUCGCAAGCCGCGCUGGACGAGUUGGCCCGGCAGCACGACCGGCUCAUCGGCACCAUCCUCGCCGAAGAGGAGGAGCUGAUCAGCGCCCAUCGGCAGCAUAUCGACAUGAUGGUUGAGUUGAUCAAGGAAGAGAUGGUCCACCUGAACAACGUGGACCGGCCGGGCAGCGACGUGGACGCCUACGUCAAUGGCCUGGACCGGAUCCUGAGAAUGAAGGCGGAUUACAUUGGUGACAUCCGCAGCAGAGUGGAUCUCUUCAAAGACCAUUUGGCUCAGGAGGACGCUUUGUCGAGGAAAUUCUCAUCCCUCGCAUCCUCUGGUUGACAUAUCGCCCCUCUCGACAAAGAUUCUCGAGGGAGAUGGGGAUCCAAUCCACGGACAGAUAGAGCGCCGGAUGGCGAACUCGCCCGAUUGAAUUUCUGGGAUGGUGGC